AUGGCGGGCAAUUUCGACGCGGAGGAUCGUGGGAGCUGGUUCUGGGGUAGGCUGACGAGACAAGAGGCGGUGUCGCUGCUCCAGGGUCAGCGCCACGGCGUGUUCCUAGUACGGGAGUCCAUCACCAGCCACGGGGACUACGUGCUGUCGGUGUCGGAGAACUCCAAAGUGUCGCAUUACAUCAUAAACAGAAUCAGCAACAACAGGCAGUCUGGACCAGGUUUGAACGUUCAGCGCUUUCGCAUAGGAGAUCAGGAGUUUGAAGCUCUGCCUUCAUUACUAGAAUUCUAUAAAAUCCACUACCUGGACACCACUACUUUGAUAGAGCCCAUCAACAAAUCCAAGCACACGUCUUUCAUCAGCGUGGGUCCUGGGGGUCCGCCUCCGCGCCUGGAGGAAGAAUAUGUGCGUGCACUUUUCGACUUUCCCGGGAACGACGAGGAGGACCUGCCAUUUAGAAAGGGCGACAUCUUGCGUGUGCUGGAGAAGCCGGAGGAGCAGUGGUGGAAUGCGCAGAACUCUGAGGGCCGCGCCGGGAUGAUCCCGGUCCCGUACGUGGAGAAGUACCGGCCGGCCUCUCCCACCUCCGGGAUGGGGGGAGGAGCAGCAGGUGGGCCCCAGGGUGGUGGGGUGAUGGCGAACUCGGACGGCUCGGCCUCCCAGGCCGGACCACCUCUGCUCGGGGACCCCAGUCAGUACGCUCAGCCCACACCACUUCCCAAUCUGCUGAACGGACCAGUGUACGCACGAGCCAUUCAGAAGAGGGUCCCCAACGCCUACGACAAGACCGCCCUGGCAUUAGAGGUCGGCGACAUGGUGAAGGUGACCAAAAUCAACGUGAACGGCCAGUGGGAGGGCGAGUGCAAAGGCAAGCGCGGCCACUUCCCCUUCACGCACGUUAAACUGCUGGACCAGCACAACCCCGAGGAGGAGCUGAGCUGA
Knipowitschia caucasica is the source of this 942-nucleotide messenger RNA. NCBI's taxonomy places the organism in Eukaryota, Metazoa, Chordata, Actinopteri, Gobiiformes, Gobiidae. The record is from the annotation of a GenBank genome assembly.